GAGCACCGAGAGCGUAUCUGGGCGGCGGGGCUCCUGGGUACCGGCCAUCGCCGCCACGGCUAGGCUUCAGAGACUUCUGUGAAUGUUAAAUUGCCGCUUAAGAUGAUGUCAAGAAAUAAUCUGGAGACAUCUGCUUGUAAAAUGACAGAGCCAUUUAAUUUUGAGAAAAAUCAAAGCAAGCUUCCAUCACAUGAUUCUUUAAGAAGUCCUGGAGGACAUGCUAACCAUCCUAAUUUCAGGUUGAAAAGCCCAGAGAAUGGAAAUAAAAAGAACAAUUUUUUGCUUUGUGAGCAAACCAAACAGUUUUUGGCUAGUCAAGAAGACAACUCAGUGUCUUCAAGCUCUAAUGGCACCAGUGGAGAAGUGGUUGGAUCCAAGGGAGACAGGAAGACACUGCCAACAGGAAACUCAGUGUCACUGUUAAAUGUUGGAAAUAAUUUACCACCCAAGGAAGUAAAUAGUAAGCCGAGCAAUAAUGUGCUUCCUGCAAAGUCAAGAAAAAUACAUACAUUGGUUGAGAAUUCCUUAUCCGUAAAUAAUCCGGCGCUCUUCAACUCCUUAGGACCUCCUCUUCGGUCAACAACUUGCCAUCGCUGUGGCCUGUUUGGCUCGCUGAGGUGUUCACAGUGCAAGCAGACCUACUAUUGCUCCAGAGCGUGCCAGAGACGAGACUGGUCAGCACACAGCAUCAUUUGCAAACCUGUUCAGCAAAAUUUCCACAAACCUGAAGAUGAUAAAUCGCCUUCUGAAACAAAGAACGUGGAAGUGAAAAAUGAGAGUGACUAUCCCCUUGGAGUUCCUGAAAAAGCCAUUUGUGCUGAUAAAAUAAUGUUUUCUGAUUUGAGAAGUGUACAACUCAGGAAAACCAUGGAAAUAAAGGGUACAGUUACUGAAUUCAAACACCCAAGUGACUUUUAUGUGCAGCUAUAUUCUUCAGAAGUUUUAGAAUACAUGAACCAACUCUCUGCAAGCUUAAAGGAAACACAUGCAAAUAUGGUGCAUGAAGAAGAUUAUAUUCCUGUUAAGGGGGAAGUUUGUGUUGCCAAGUACACUGUUGAUGAGACCUGGAACAGAGUAAUAGUACAAGAUGUUGAUAUGCUGCAGAAGACGGCUCAAGUCUUAUAUAUUGAUUAUGGAAAUGAAGAAGUAAUUCCAGUAAAGAGAAUUCACCAAUUAAACAGAAGCAUAGACUUGUUUCCUCCUUGUGCCAUAAAGUGCUUUGUGGCCAAUGUUAUCCCAGCAGAGGGGAACUGGAGCAAUGAUUGUAUCAAAACCAUUAAGUCACUGUUAAUGGAGCAAUACUGCUCUCUAAAGAUUGUCGACGUCAUAGAAGAGGAAGUGCUUAGCUUUGCUGUGGAUGUUAUGCUGCCAAGUUCAGGAAAACUCUUAGACCACGUGCUUGUAGAAAUGGGAUAUGGCUUGAAACCCAAGGGACAAAACUCUAAGAAGCAAAGUGCAGAUCCAAGUGAUCCUGAAGACGUUGGAAAAGUGACAGCUGAAAGCAAAAUCGUAGUAGACAGAAGCGACCUAAUCCCCAAAGUGUUAACUUUGAAUGUAGGGGAUGAGUUUUGUGGUGUGGUUGCCCACAUUCAGACUCCAGAAGACUUCUUUUGUCAACAACUACAAAGUGGACAUAAGCUCGCUGAACUUCAGGCAUCCCUUAGCGAGUACUGUGGUCAGGUGUCUCCACGCUCGGAUUUCUAUCCAACCAUUGGUGAUAUCUGUUGUGCUCAGUUCUCAGAGGAUGAUCAGUGGUACCGUGCCUCUAUUUUGGCUUAUGCGUCUGAAGAAUCUGUACUCGUUGGAUAUGUGGAUUACGGAAACUUUGAAAUCCUUAGUUUGACAAGACUUUGUCCCAUAACACCAAAGUUGUUGGAACUGCCAAUGCAAGCUAUAAAGUGUGUGCUGGCAGGAGUAAAGCCAUCAUUAGGAAUUUGGACUCCAGAAGCUGUUUGUCUGAUGAAAAAAAGUGUGCAGAACAAAAUGAUGACAGUGAAAGUAGUGGACAAGUUGGAAAACAGUUCCCUGGUGGAACUUAUAGAUACAUCCGUGACACCUCACAUCAGCGUUGCUAAAGUUCUCAUAGACACAGGCUUCGCUGUGGGGGAAACGGGGGCCCUGACAGAUAAACCCAGUGACAGGAAAGAAACUAGUGUUCCCCCAGGUGUAGAAGCAAAAUUAAAUCCAUUGGUGUGGACGUGGGUUGAACUUGCUGUUGACCAAACAGUAGAUGUUGUGGUCUGUAUGAUAUACAGUCCUGGAGAAUUUUAUUGUCAUGUGCUUAAAGAGGAUGCUUUAAAGAAACUUGAUGAUUUGAAUAAAUCUCUAGCAGAAUAUUGCCAGCAGAAGUUGCCUAAUGAUUUUAAGGCAGAAAUAGGGCAACCUUGUUGUGCUUUUUUUGCAGGUGAUGGUAAUUGGUAUCGGGCUUUAGUCAAGGAAAUCUUACCAAAUGGAAACGUUAAAGUACACUUUGUGGAUUAUGGAAACAGUGAAGAAGUUACUGCAGAUGAACUCCAAAUGAUGCCAUCAACGUUUUUAAAGCUUCCGUUUCAAGGGAUUCAGUGCUGGUUAGUAGAUAUACAGCCUAGAAACACACAUUGGACUAAAGAAGCCAUUGCAAGAUUUCAGAUGUGUGUUGCAGGGAUAAAACUCCAAGCCCGAGUGGUGGAAAUCACUGAGAAUGGAGUGGGAAUUGAACUCACUGAUCUUUCCACUUGUUAUCCCAGAAUAAUUGGUGAUGUUCUGAUUGAUGAGCAUCUGGUCUUAAAAGUAGGUUCACCAUGUAAAGACUUGCCAAAUAACAGCCCUGUUAACAAACAUGAUCUUCAAAUUGACCCUCAAAUUGACACCCCAGGGCUACAAGCCAUCUCUUCAGCUGAGCAGUGGAAGACGAUAGAAUUGCCAGUUAAUAAAAUUGUGCAAGCAAGCAUAUUAGAAAUCAUAAACUUAAACUUAUUUUAUGCACUACCAAGUGAGAUGCCUGAAGAUCAGGAAAAACUGUGUAUAUUGACAGCUGAAAUGUUAGAAUAUUGCAAUGCUCAGAAAAGUCGAUCGUCUUACAGACCAAGAAUUGGAGAUGCGUGCUGUGCCAGAUACACAAAUGAUGAUUUCUGGUACCGAGCCAUUGUUCUGGGGACUUCAGAUACAGAUGUGAAAGUGCUGUAUGCAGACUAUGGAAACAUUGAAACUCUGCCUCUUUCCAGAGUGCAGCCCAUCUCCACCAACCACUUGGAGCUUCCUUUCCAAAUUAUUAAAUGUUCCCUUGAAGGACUAAUGGAAUUGAAUGGAAGCUGUUCCAAGUUAAUAAUAGAGCUACUAAAAAAUUUCAUGUUGAAUCAGAAUGUAAUGCUUUCUGUAAAAGGAAUUGUCAAGAAUGUCCAUACAGUGUCGGUUGAGAAAUGUUCUGAGAAUGGUACUGCCAGUAUAGCUGAUAAGCUGGUGAUGUGUGGACUGGCAAAAAACAUGACAGCUAAAAAGCAAAAUGCUUUAAAUAAAGAAGAAACAUACAGGAUGAAUUACUGCUGCACAGAGUUACGGAAGCAAGUUGAAAAACACGAACAGAUUCUUCUCUUCCUCUUAAACAAUCCAACCAAUCAAAAUAAAUUUAUUGAAAUGAAGAAAUUGUUAAAAAGUUAAGUUAAAUUGGAUGUUAUUGCCACUUCUGUAACCAGCAGUAGGGUAUCUCCAGUCGUGUUAUCAGGGUGGAGCUAAUUGGGGGAACCGUGUUGUGAGGCUGUACUUUAUUUUGUGAUCUCAUGAUCUGACGUCUGGUUGUAGUUUUUGCUGUCUUCCUAGGUCUUAUUUGAUAAUCUUCCUUUGACACUGCUAAUGGAACUGGGCCCAGGGCUGUGGAGGUCCCAGUUACCUUUCCUUCUGUGUAAUUUUGAGAAGGCUCAUGUUAUUGAUAUGUGGAGGGACUUGUAAAAGUUGUUGUGAGGUAAAGCUUUGCCUCAAAUUCCUUGUGUCUGGAAGUAAUAUUAACUCUCCCUUGUGCGCGUUGCUCUAAAAAUGUUUAGCACUUUUUGUGAAGAGGCGCCAAAGGGCCAGGAAUGGAAAGUGGGCUGCCCUGAUGGUAUAUUUCAUUUCAAAACAAAACAUACUCUCCUCUUUUGGCUGUGGCGAUUCUAGUGCUCAGACACAGUAUUGGUGGGUUUUAAAUAGAGGUUCCCCUGCUUUUUUAUGGUCUGGGAUGCUUUCUUCUAAGAUAGCCCACAGAAAUUACUUUAUGAUCCACAGCCAAUUAGAAUUUCUGAGGCAAAUGAGAUUGUCCUCCUUACCGUGUUGAGUUAGUAUAAUUCCAGCCAAAAGCAAAGGAUCUUUGAUUUAUUUAAUUUGUGCACUCUUGUUGGCUAAGGAGCAUUUUGUAAAUCAGAGUGUUUGCAAACAGCUCACGAGGUGGUCCUGCUCUCUGAGGGUCUCUGUGGGCCUGGUAACUCUCAAGUAGGGACCUACUGUGUUCAGACAUACCCUCCAUGUGGUAAUGUAUCAUUGUUUUGUUUUUGUUCCUAAGAAAGUAUGGCUAAAUUCUAAACUAAAUGUCAUUAAUGCAAGAUCAACAGUUUUGAUUCUCGUAAUUUAUUUCCUUUACAAGUUUUAGUUUAUCUUUAAUAAAUGCUGACUUACAAUUGCAAUUACAACGGUCAGUCCUUUCUGAUACAUUGUUUUAAUACUGACUGCUGUUUUGUGUACUUGAGUUUAAAAUCUUAAAUUUAAUGAUGAUUUUAAUUUCAUAUAUUAAGUAACAUGCAAUGACAUGAACUUCUGGAAUUUAGUCCUAGCGCCAAAUCGUAUUGUUGAUCAAGUUGAUUAACUUGUAUGCGCUUUUAUCUUUUUCUCUAAUAGGCUUUUUCCAUAAGAAUAUCAAGAGUGCUUACAUACACAAGAUGAGCCUAUGUUUUCUGUUCUUUCUAGAUAGAUUGAAGGCAUUACUUAAAA
Molecule: messenger RNA, 4935 nt
Organism: Equus quagga
Lineage: Eukaryota; Metazoa; Chordata; Mammalia; Perissodactyla; Equidae
Gene: TDRD1
Product: tudor domain containing 1
Exons: 25
Coding region: 103-3636 (1177 amino acids)
Biological process (GO): spermatogenesis
Source: RefSeq, a predicted model, not a curated record